UAUUUUGUCGGCAAAUAAUGAUGUCGAAUAUCUGGAUUCGGUUAUUAACAUGCUUUUAAACGGUGAUACUUUUGAAAUUGAAGAUUCACAAGAAGUCGUUAAAGAACAGGACGUAACCCUAAUCGGGGGUAUAUGGAAGUGCGGAAACUGCGCGGACGUUGAUGAUUCAAAGCUUGUUUACAGCGAGGUCAAUGACCUAGAAACAGAAGUUACCGAAGACCAACCAGUUGAAGUGCAAAUAAGCAUGUCGAUUCCGUCGAUGUCGUGCGUAGCGGUGGUGGGUGAGCGAGCAGGCAUCGUGCGACGCGUCACGGGCUCGUGCGCCGGCGCGCAGGUCACUCUCAGCAUCGCGGCUGCCAACCACUUCACUGUUAACGUCUACGCUGACUGACCGUGUGGAGGUGAAGGGAGAGU
Molecule: messenger RNA, 414 nt
Organism: Cydia strobilella
Lineage: Eukaryota; Metazoa; Arthropoda; Insecta; Lepidoptera; Tortricidae
Exons: 3
Coding region: 50-391 (113 amino acids)
Source: RefSeq, a predicted model, not a curated record